Molecule: messenger RNA, 1440 nt
Organism: Drosophila rhopaloa
Lineage: Eukaryota; Metazoa; Arthropoda; Insecta; Diptera; Drosophilidae
Product: G-protein coupled receptor Mth-like
Exons: 6
Coding region: 1-1440 (479 amino acids)
Biological process (GO): G protein-coupled receptor signaling pathway; cell surface receptor signaling pathway
Cellular component (GO): membrane
Molecular function (GO): G protein-coupled receptor activity
Source: RefSeq, a predicted model, not a curated record
AUGCGAAUACGUUUGGGAUCGUUCGUCACAGCUCUUUUGCUGAUAAUGGAAACAACAAAUGCGGAAAUCGAAGGUUGUGAUUUCUUCGACACUGUGGAUCUUUCGUCAGCCCAGAAGCUCUCGACUGGUUCAUAUCUGUAUAAGGAUAUACGUAUUCCCAAAAAUUUGACGGGUGAAUAUGACUACAAACUUCUGGCAAACGGCACAAAGGAGAAGGUUACAGUCCAUACAAGAGGAUGUGUAUGCCAACUAAGUCCCUGCGUCAGGUUUUGCUGUCCUCCCAACCAGAUAAUGGAAAAUGGCGUGUGCCACGAUGACAUGACAAAGAAGGAGCUGGAUGAACUCGAUCCUUACCUGAACGUGACUCUCGACAACAAGUCGGUGGUCAGAAAGAACUUUAAGACCGACCUAAUCGUGCAGUCGGAUUGGCCCAUGGCCUGUGACCAUUUAUUCUACCUAGACAACAGGGAAAAAGAGGAUGAGUACACACUUUUCGAGAAUGGAACCAUGCUACGCCACUUUGACAACGUGUUCUUAAACAAGCGAGAAUACUGCCUCCAGCAUAUGAGGUUAGACGACGGCAGUAUUCGAAUUGCGCCCCACAUCUGCAUGGCUCCCAAAACUUCAAGAACAGGACAGACUCUGGUGAUGAUAAUAUCCAUGAUAUGUCUUGUUCUCACGAUCAGCAUGUACCUAUUUUUUAAAGAACUAAGGACCUUACUAGACAAGAGCUUCAUCUGCUACAUGAUCUGUCUCUUCAUGGUUUACUUUUUCCAACUUCUAGACUUGUGGGACUUAUCGCAGGGCUUUUGCAUGACAGCCGCUUUCAUGGGCUACUUUUUCGUCAUGGCCUCGUUCCUCUGGCUUUCUGUCAUCAGCCUGCACAUCUGGUUAAGGUUAGGCCACUACUACUUUGAGCACUGCUUCCCGGCUUACUCCUUAUACGCCUGGGGUAUGGCGUUGGUCUUGACCGAAGUUACUUUAAUAGCACAUACGAUCGUAGAAAACAAGGAUUGGAAUCCCCGUGUGGGCUUCGCAGACCGGUGCUGGAUCAAUACUAAAGAUUGGUCUGCCAUGAUCUACUUCUAUGGACCGAUUCUAAUAUUAGUUGCGUUCAACAUUAUUAUGUUUAUUCUGACGACUAUUCGUAUAAAUGAAAUAAAAAGGGAGUUAAAGUUAUUUUUGUCCCAUCAAGGAGACAUUCCAUCAAGGUACCGAAAGCUCAAAUCGACCAAAUCAAGUUUCAUAUUUUUUCUGUGGCUCUUUAUCAUGAUGGGACUGUCGUGGAGUUUGGAAAUAAUUUCCUAUUUGGUGGAUGACAACAAACUUUGGAGCCAAAUUUUACUGGUGGCCGAUUAUUUAAAUUGGUGCCAGGGUACGAUCAUAUUUAUACUUUUUAUUUUAAAUGCCAGCAAGCUUGAUCAUUUUAAAAAGCGGUAA